AUGACAACAUACAUUGCUGUCAUUAACCCUGAAUCUUCUUUCAAGAAAAACCCUUCUCAGCAGUCUAUUGAAUUUCCAGUGUUUGUACCCAAGUUCUACCAACACCUCCUGGCCAUGGUAUUUGCUGUCAAUGAGAUCAAUAAGAAUCCCAAGAUCUUGCCCAAUGACACUCUUGGAUUCCACAUUCAUGACAACUAUAAUGAUGCAAAGGUGACUUAUCAUAGAACUCUGGACCUGCUCUUCAAGUCGCAUCGCUACAUACCCAACUAUAAAUGUGGAAUCCCAAAAAAUGUAAUAGGAGUAAUUGGAGGACUUGAUGCUGAUUCCUCUUCACGCAUGGCAGACAUCUUAAGACUUUACAAGAUUCCACAGCUCAAUGAAACAUGCACUGGGGAGGAAAGUCUGGAAACUAUGCCGGCGACAUUUUUUGAAAUGAGCAUGACUGGUCACAGCUACAGUAUCUACAAUGCCGUAUACGCUCUAGCUCAUUCCUUGCACACCAUGUACUCCUCCACAGCCAGCUACAGAACAAAAGAGAACAGGGGCAGACUGGAUGUGGAGCCCUGGCAGCUAUACCCAUUCCUUCAUAGAAUAUCAUUCAACAACAGUGCUGGAGAUGAAAUUGCAUUCAAUGAUUGUGGAGAAUUGGAAGCUGAGUUGGAUAUUACAAAUGUGGUCACUUUUCCUAAUAAUUCCUAUGCCCGUGUGAAAGUUGGAAAGUUGGAUCCUCACGCACCUGCAGGGAAACAGCUCACUGUGCAGCCGGAUAAAAUUGAGUGGCACCAUAAUCUGAGUCAGGUGCCUCCCUUCUCUUUAUGCGAUGACUACUGCCAUCCAGGACACAGCAAGUCACAGAAAGAAGGAGAGAAAUUCUGCUGCUUCAAUUGUGUCCCCUGUCCCAAAGGGAUGAUCUCACCCCAGAUCGACAUGGAAUACUGUAUCACUUGCCCAGAAGAUCACUAUCCAAACAGCAAUCGAGAUCACUGUAUUCCCAAGACCCCAAACUUCCUCUCCUUUGUGGAACCUUUGAGCAUUCUGUUAACCUGCUUAACUGUUUUCUUUUCUCUGAUCAAGGCUCUGACACUUGGAAUUUACAUUAAGCACCAGGACACUCCCAUAGUCAAAGCCAACAACCGGAGUCUCACUUACAUUCUCCUCACCUCCCUCCUCCUUUGCUUCAAUUGCUCAUUGCUAUUCAUUGGACAGCCAAAGACAUGGACCUGUCUCCUCCGACAAACAAUCUUUGGCAUCGUUUUCUCUGUCUGUGUUUCUUCUGUUUUGGCAAAAACCAUUACCGUGGUGGUAGCUUUCAUGGCCUCCAAGCCAGGAAAUAUUUUUAGCAAAUUGAUGGGGAGGAGAUUUGCAUAUUCUGUUGUCAUUUCUUUCUCUCUUGUUCAAGUGGGCAUUUGUGCAAUUUGGUUGGGUACUUCCCCCCCAUUUCCAGACCUGGACAUGCACUCAACCUUUGGGGAGAUCAUUUUGGAAUGCAAUGAAGGUUCAGUCACCAUAUUUUACUGUGUCUUGGGCUACAUGGUCUUCCUAGCCACGAUCAGCUUCAUUGUGGCUUUUCUAGCCAGAAAGUUACCAGGCAGUUUUAAUGAAGCUAAGUUCAUCACUUUCAGCAUGUUGGUCUUCUGCAGUGUUUGGAUAUCCUUUGUCCCAGCCUACCUGAGCACCAAAGGAAAAUACGUAGUAGCUGUGGAGAUCUUCUCUAUCUUAGGCUCUAGUGCUGGGCUGCUGGGCUGCAUCUUUUUUCCCAAAUGCUACCUGAUACUACUAAGGCCUGAGCUGAACAGCAGAAAGCAGAUGAUGAGGAAUAAGAACGCAUCCGUGAAUGCGCAAACAUCCCCGGAGCAGGGACUGGUGGCACAAAUGUGUAAUGGCUUAUUGGGACGACAAGGAAUGGCUGAGAAGACGUUCAUGGGGUUCAUGACCAGGAAGACGUUCAUGAGGAUCAUGGACAGCCGUAGACCCCAUUUGCAGCAUUAG
Molecule: messenger RNA, 1989 nt
Organism: Sphaerodactylus townsendi
Lineage: Eukaryota; Metazoa; Chordata; Lepidosauria; Squamata; Sphaerodactylidae
Product: vomeronasal type-2 receptor 26-like
Exons: 8
Coding region: 1-1989 (662 amino acids)
Biological process (GO): G protein-coupled receptor signaling pathway
Cellular component (GO): membrane
Molecular function (GO): G protein-coupled receptor activity
Source: RefSeq, a predicted model, not a curated record